Molecule: messenger RNA, 783 nt
Organism: Styela clava
Lineage: Eukaryota; Metazoa; Chordata; Ascidiacea; Stolidobranchia; Styelidae
Source: RefSeq, a predicted model, not a curated record
AUGCAAUUUAUCGGUUCUCAACACAUUUCAACUACUAGCUAUCACCCAGCCUCAAACGCAGCUGUUGAAAGACAAAUACGACAAUUAAAAGCAUCUCUGAUGACUCACUGCCGGAAUACUGCAGAUUGGUAUCAAAACUUGGGUUUAGUUCUACUUGGCAUGCGAACUGCCAUUAAACAGGACUUAGGAUACAGUAGCGCCGAACUACUUUAUGGAACACCAUUGAAAUUGCCUGGAGAAUUUUUCUCGACCAACCAACCGGGUAUCAACACCAACCCUCAGGCGUUUAUGAAACGCUUGAGCAAUUUCAUCAAUAAGUUGAAACCAAUUCAACCGAGAACACCUCAAAAUAGAAAGACAUUCUUAUCACCAGAAUUGAAUACUUGCAGUCACAUAUUUCUACGUGUUGACGCAGUUAGAAGACCACUGAUACCACCUUAUCAAGGACCUUUUCGUGUUAUACAAAAAUACGACAAGUUUUUUAAGAUUGAUUUUAAAGGCAAACCUACCACUGUUUCUAUUGAUAGAGUUAAGCCGGCUCAUGAAGAAAUUUUCACUCCCGAUACUCAGGACAUUUCUAAUUCAAAUACCCCAACUACUGAAUCUGACGUACUAAUACGCAGAUAUAACGUACCAAUAUCAACCGAUAUUGACGCCCCUUUACUUAUUACGCAGAACGAGGAAACUAAUAGCAAUCAACAAGGUUCAGGAUCAAUACAAUCAAGGACUCGACACGGAAGGACAACUAGACCGCCACAGAGAGACGAUUAUGUUUACUAUUAA